AUGGAUCAACGGUCAGGAUAUCAGUACACACCUCUUCCUGGACCUGGCUGGAUCCGACUCCUGACUAUCUACUCUCGCGAGGUCGUUGACAAUCAGGACACCUUUUUUUGCCUUCUCGACGACCAUAAUCUCGAACACAGCGACCGCGAUGGCUAUAUUGCCUUAUCAUACAGUUGGGCAAUGCCUGAUGGAGACAGCUCCAAGAGCCAUACAAUCUAUAUCGGCGAGCUCAGAGUGGCAGUCACGCAAAACCUCUUGCUUGGCCUCCGCAGGAUCUUCGGACCUGACCGACCGGUUCGCUUAUGGAUCGACGCCGUCUGCAUCAAUCAAGCCGACAUUCCGGAGCGAAACGAGCAGGUUGCCCAGAUGAGUCGGAUCUAUGCCAGUGCGAAAGGGGUCUUUGCAUGGCUUGGAGAAGGAGGUGACGAAGAGGCCAUGUGCGUGCUGAGUUGUCUAGGGAAAACCCAGAAGGCGAGGUGUGAGCAACGACAUGCGUUCUCAGUCUCGGAUGGUGGGAUACUGGAUCUUUGUGAGCUCCGGCGAAAGGGCACUUGGACAACGGAUCUCAAAGGUCGAGGGUUUCUUGACGUUUACAAGAUUGAGAACGAUAAAAGCCGGAGGACAUAG
Messenger RNA from Zasmidium cellare ATCC 36951, 627 nucleotides. RefSeq lists its product as uncharacterized. The transcript has a single exon. The record is from RefSeq and is a predicted model, not a curated record. The coding region runs from base 1 to 627 and encodes 208 amino acids. Lineage: Eukaryota; Fungi; Ascomycota; Dothideomycetes; Mycosphaerellales; Mycosphaerellaceae.